GAGUUUAACGCAAAUGCCUAAACCUACCUAUCUCGCGAGAGUUUCGCAAUUUGUGCCCUACCUUUUGCUCUAGACACGACCGGAUUCGCUCCAUGGCGUCGCGCUGUGAUGACGCGCAGGGCAGCGACGCGAGCACAGUGCAACCGCAACUCCUCUCUCCGCGGGUGGAACAAGUUUCGCUCGAGCGACCCGCCGUACCUGCUGCUAGCUAAUGCGAGCUAAUGCUAUCUAAUGCUUCCCGGUAUGUCGGUCGGCUGUGGGAGGAUGUGAGGACCGGGAGAGGACCGUGAGUCUCCGUGUUAUCGCUCUCCUUCAGGGGUUCACUCCUGUUUUAAGAAUUGUUCUGUUUUUUUAAACCGAGGAGCUGCGAGAGAAUACCAACACCCCCACAGACCCACAGACCGCUGACAGACCGACCGCGGGAAAUGUCGUUACUUCCUGUUCAAUGAAGUGUUGGCGCGACAUUCCAGUUGUAAACAACAGGAGAACACACAACAACACGCAAACAAGAACCCUUUAAGGAACUGAGCCGCAGAUAUAUUUGGAAGAAUGGAGAACAUUGACACCAAUGAUGCUUCUGGUCUCCUCUUACCUGAUGUCAAUGAUGAUUCUGUGGAUAUCUAUGAUGGCCUGGAUAUCAGCUUUAGCAGCAAUGCAGAGAAGUCAUCCCCGAAGGCUUCUCGGCUGAAAGAAUCAAUGGAUCUUUAUGAAGAAAUUGUGGCAGAGGAACAGCAGAGCAGAGAGUCGUCAUACUCUGAGUUGAAGUCCAGAUUCCAAGCAGCGCAAAACCAAAUUAAAGAGUUGCGCAGGAGAGUAGAGCAGAUGGAGACGCAGAAUACAGGGUUGAACACGGAGAACUGCCGUCUCAAAAAGAACAUCUGUGCACUUUUACAAACGGCUAGACAGGAGGUGACACGAAAAGAUGCUGAGAUUCAGAGGUUGAACCAACAGUCAGACAAAGGUCACCAUCAUCACCAGUCUCACAUUAAUAACCUGCGGGAUCAAAAAUCCUCCAGUUGGCGCUCCGUGACUAGGCCGCCUCCUCCACCACCCUCCAGUCUUCUGCCACCUCCUCCACCACCCUCCAGUCUUCUUCUGCCUCCUCCUCCACCGUUCAAUCUUCUGCCGCCUCCUCCUCCACCCUCCAGUCUUCUGCCACCUCCUCCACCACCAUCCAGUCUUCUGCCGCCUCCUCCUCCACCCUCCAGUCUUCUGCCGCCUCCUCCACCACCCUUCAGUCGUCUGCCACCGCCUCCUCCACCCUCCAGUCUUCUGCCGCCUCCUCCACCACCCUCCAGUCUUCUGCCGCCUCCUCCUCCACCCUCAAGUCCUCUGCCGCCUCCUCCAUCAUCCAGUCCUCCUCCCCCUCUUCCACCUGCACCAGCUUGUCCUCCCAGGGAGGAUCAUCUUCCAAGCAAUCCUCCUCAACCCUCCAGGAAAGAAAGUAAUCAGCCCAGUGGAUCCAGCAGAAAAUUCAGCAGCAGUUCAUCAACCCAACAUAGUGAGUCAGGCAAACACAAGUCCAAGCACAGAGAGGAAAAAUGUCCAGGUCAAAAACAACAACAACUAUCUGAAUCAACAGAUAGGAGACAUAGAAGUGGUUCAGAUCCCAAUAAGGACUGUCCUGCCACUGACAAAAACAGGUCUCACAAAGCAGACAAAGACACAGGACGAAGACAUGACUCCAGAUCAUGUAAAAGCAGGAACAGAUCAGACAGGUCUAAAAGCCCUCCACCAGAGAGUGCAGUUUCCUCUGAUGACAAGAAAGGGAGAAGUCGAGAACGGAGACAAGAUGCAGCCAAAAUGUGCACAUCAGACACCGAACACAGUGCAGCUCACAGCUCUAAAGAGGGCUACAAUCGAGAUCAUAGAAAAAUCAAGACUAGUGACGGACAUGUCAGAAGUUCAGACUCAAAGGACCAGAAAAAGUCCUCUUCAAAUCAACGCGCUGAGCGCUGCAGCAGUGAGUUCUCCAAAGAGAGGGGAGGGGAUAGACUGUCAAAGGAUUGUCAAAGGAAGGAGGAUAGACGACGUGAAGAUAAAAUCAGCAGAAAGCAUAAGAGGAGCACUCUAUCAGAGACGAGCAGAGAACGUGAGAAACAGAGAUCAAAAGAAGAAGAUAAAGUGGAUGUCAGGAGUAAGGAAAGACAAGAAAAGACAAAUGAGGCCUUAAAAACAUCAUCCCAAGAACCAAAUAUCACUGAGAAAAGCUCUAUGGAAGAAAAUAGUCCCAACAGGAAACUUUGUUUUAUGGAAACAUUGAAUCUAACCCUUUCACCAAUUAAGAAGCCAGUGUUAGCCGUCAGUGUCAGCCAGGGUGACCUCUCACCGGUGGACAACGUCGUUGAAGACGGAUCAGAUGAUGAAAGUUCACAGCCUAACAUUGAGGACAUGUGUGUGAUUGAUGAAGUAGACAGCAGUGAAUUAGAAGAUGUUGCUGUACAAUCUUCAGAUACCCCCAAAACUCCAAGUUCAGAAAAGACACAUAAGAGGUGUGAUGAUGCGAAACAGGUCAAUGAAAAGGACAAAAACCGGAGUGAUACUCCUGCAGCUGACAAGCAACUUGAAGACAAUUCAGUCCAAACUACCUCAUCUUAUAGCCAGCACCCAGAUACUACAGAGAAUCAGAUGACUGUGCAUCUGACACCAACAUCACCACAGAUCAGUUCUCUAGGAGCAACAGAUAUUUCAAGAAAUCAUGAGGAGAAGCUGGCCUCAGACAGCCAGCUAGAUGAUUGUGUACCUCUGGAGGCGACAGAUGGUGACACUGACACGUCUGGAAGCAUUUAUAACCAACACACAGGCAAUUCUUCUCAAAAAGUAAAUCCUGGAAACAGUACUGAUCAAUCUGUUGCUGUUACAGACCCUGCUGUGCUUUAUCCGAGUGUAGAACUGAAGUGUACAACUGCAGUACAGAAAAGCCCCCCUGUUGACGCAGUCAAAGAAGAUGCAGCUGUUUCACUCUCAAGGAAAAAUCCUGUAGCUGAAGAUGUUCCUGACAAGGCCGACUGCCAAAGGAAGCAAAUUUCCCCCACUGUUCUACCUCAGGAAUGUCCGCAAGGACCACGUCCUUCUGCUUCCAUUUCCAUUCACAAGAAGCAAGAUGGUCCAAAAGAUGCAGAUACUGUAUCCAGUACAAUAAGCCUCGAAUCACUUCCACAAGAAGGGCUAAGUCUACCUGAGGCUAUUUAUGUUUUAACACAGCCAAAUGAAGACAGCAAUGACAGCAGUAGCAUCGCAACUGAGCCAAGCUCUUCCACCGGCUGUAUCGCCGUGUCCAAAGUCAGCAGUACGACAGAAGAGACGGCACUGCCUGAGAAGUACAGCGACCUCACUUUCACCCCAAAGAAGAGCUUCACUCCUGGAAAGAGCCAUGUAAAUAACAUUGAGCCUUCCAGUUCUGUUCCAUUACUCCAUGAUGAGGACUCCAUGAUGCACACACUGAACAAUCUGAGGAGAAUCCCCGAUGCCAUAAGCCCUCUGAGGAGCCCGAUACGGAUAACCAAGAGAAGUCACCUCCAUGUUCACGGCAAGCCAGGUCAUGUCAAGAGCCUUCAAAAAGAUUUCUCCAGCACAGCUGUUGAUGUCAACACAAAGAUGUUGGAUGUAAACAAGGAAAACAAAUAUCCGGGUUCUCCUGCAAACCAUGACACACUAAACGUGGUGGAUAAAGUGUCGGACCUGCCUUCAAGUCUCUCUGACACUGAACUGGAGGAUGGGGAAAUUAUAAGUGAAAGUGAUGAAAUGGCUGCAGGUUCUCCUGCUCCUGCUACCAAGAGGGCGAAGUUAGCACAACCGGUCAAACACAAACCAAGUCCUAAGUCUUUGUUAAAGAAGCAAUCUGAAGGAAGGUGUGUUGCAUCAAAAGAAACAGCAGGUGUAUCAACACGAAGUCCAAAGAGUCGUUUUAAAACGGUUUGUCCUGCAGCAACCAAAGCUUCUUUUUCCACCAUAGAGGAAGUGAUGGAGACAUUCAAGAUGGUUCGCGCUGAGAUCCGAAAAAAGUACAUGAAGCUUCAUAAAACUUUUCCCAAGAAAAGCUUCUAUGGUGUGAUGGACAAUUUCCAGGAGUCUUUCUUAGAAUUUGUGGAUGGUGCUCAUUUUGGUCAAAUAUGCAGUCAGGCAGGGGAGCUGAAAUCCAAGCUGAAGAAACUGAUUGCAUCGGUGUUUAGCAAAGUAUCAAAUAAUGGUAUUGUGAAACGCAUCUUUGAACAGCAAGCAGUCGACCUGAAGCAAAGGUUGUGGGACUUUGUAGAUGUCCAAGUUGACUACUUGUUCAAGGACAUUUACACAACACUGAAUAGCCUUUGCAAACCAGCAAGAAGUCAGGCUGAAAACAAAAGGCCCAGUGGAAAUGAGAAAGUAUCUAGACAGCCUCCUGCAAAGAAGCCACCGUGUCAACAAAUGGAAGCACAGUCGGCUCCGACCAGCAUGAAUCGAAUCAGGCCUUGUGCUGUGGCGCCUUACAAAACGGGCCUGGGAAGCAGAGGCAAAGAUAUCCGAAUCACACAUGCGGAAAAAGACAGGAAUGUUGACCCGCAUCCACAAACUGUAGCCGUCUUCCUUCCUCCAAAAAAUGUUCCUUCAACUCCAGAGAAAAGUAACAUGUCCUCUUUGGUUGUCUCUCAAAAUGUCUCUUUGCUUGACAAAACUGACUUUGAGCUUCUCACGGAACAGCAAGCCUCCAGUUUAACGUUCAAUCUGGUGAGAGACACUCAAAUGGGAGAAAUCUUCAAGUGUCUCCUGCAAGGAUCCGACUUGCUAGAAAGCAGUGGCAUCACUGGAGACAGCACAGCGUGGUCCCUCGGUACACCGAGGAAGGAUGGAGAGAGACUUAUCAGCAUCACCACUCCAACUAAAUUUGACUCUCCGUCUAAGCUGCUGUCCCCGACCAAAUUUGAUACUCCCUCAAAACUUAUUGCGACGUGGUCUAGCAUUUCGCCUCGCAAGAUGACUUCUCAGCAGUCCAAACAUCAGAUCCACUUAAAUCCGGCUUUAUUUGAUGAAAGUUGCUUGUUAGAAGUGCCAUCAGAGAAUAGAGCAGUGCUGCAGUCUACACAGAGGUCGUACUCCAUUCUAGCUGAAGACCUAGCGGUCUCCCUCACCAUUCCAUCACCUCUCAAGUCCGACAGCCACCUCAGCUUCCUACAGCCAUCGAGCAUGCACCUCAUGUCCACUCCAGACAGCGUCAUCAGCGCUCACAUAAGUGAGGACGCUCUGCUGGAAGAGGAAGACGCAUCGGAGCAGGACAUUCACCUGGCCCUCGACACCGACAACUCCAGCUGUGGCUCCAGCAGCAGCAGCGAAGUACUCGCCACACCUUUCGUGUUCAAGCCUGACCUGCCCAUGCAGGCACUAGUGAUGGAAAGGUCCAACGAUCAUUUCAUCGUGAAGAUUCGUAAGGCGGCCACAUGCGCAGAUAUCACGCUCACUGAUGAUGACAGCUUUAGUCGCACACUAACGGAAGAAGACCAGCAACAUAGAGAAGAUGACUUGGAAACUAAAGACGGUCAAGCGUGGGACAAAUCGCAGAAUUCAAAUGCUGCUGGGAUCUGUCAGGCUGCCACCGAUGCAGAUAUCCAUCUCUCUCAACAUGAGAACGUAACACUAACAAAAGAUUCAUUCCACAAAAAAGGUUGUUUUUCUGAGGAUUCACAGAAACUGUCAGACUCUGUGAAAAAUCAGCCUAAAACUUCUCCAAACAACAAUCUGCACAACGGUGCUCAAAGCUCUGAUCCUACCUUUGGACAGAUCAAUCACGAGAUCACAGUCACUGCUGAUGAGAACGCAAGUCAAACAUGCCACGGAGGAGAAGACGUGACGGCUCAACAGGAAAGGAUCGGUUGCUCUGUGUCACAUAACAGUCCACUUCACCCCGCUGAAACCUCUGAAACGGAUCAAAGGAGCCAAGUGUUGUUCUCACAUGUUUCAGACUCUGAGAGAGAUGAAGUGGUGCUGUCAGAGACAAGUGUCCCCAUUGCAGAGGACAUAAGCAACACAUCAGAGAAAGGCCAAAAGGGUUGUGACAAAGGUAGAAAACGGAGGAAGCACCAAGAGAAAUCAAAAGCCAAGCGGUUCAGAGAGGAGGAAGAGGAGAGCACAGAAGAGAUGAAGAAAGACGAUAGUGAAUCCAGAUCCUCCCCAACAUCUCUGUCCCCCAACAGCCUCCAUGCCAAGAAUGUCAUCAGGAAGAAGGGCGAGGUGGUGAUGGCAUGGACCAGAGAUGAAGAUCGAGCUAUUCUGAUGGACCUGAAGACAAAAGGAGCUUCACGAGAGACUUUCUCUGCCUUGUCAGAGAAACUUAAUAAGCCAUCAGGACAGAUUGCUCACAGAUUCUACCAGCUCAUGAAGCUAUUUAAGAAGCAGGAGAAGAUGGACUCUUGAUCCCUCUGACCGUGUUAUUGCAGUGGUUCUUGUAUUUCCACACCCACACACUGUGGCACCAACACAGGCGUGUUCAUGUGACAAGCUGCUGGAAGAAGUCAUCACAGGAUGGAUCCCCACAUAGACUGGAACCCUGCAUAGUCCCACCAAUAAAUAUGUGAGCAGCCGUUUGUUUUUUAAAGGAGUCAUGAAUCCAGUCUCUGUCCGUGAAGGUAUUCUGUUGGAUAUUGAACUGGACCCGUUCGUACUGUCCGAAAAGAAUCCAAACAAGUGGGAAAAAUAAGGACCUUUCCUCAGCACAACUGACGAGAUGGAUUGAUGUGAACGGUUAUCAGUGUUAUUGUUUUUGAUGCACUUUUUGGUGUGGAUAUGAUGUCUGGUGCAGUCACUCCUUCAGUAUCAGGUGUGGAUGUGAUGUCUGGUGCAGUCACUCCUUCAGUAUCAGGUGUGGAUGUGAUGUCUGGUGCAGUCACUCCUUCAGUAUCAGGUGUGGAUGUGAUGUCUGGUCCUCACAGUGCAGCAUCUGGAGUAUGCUUUCCUUUCUCUGCCUGUGCAGAUAGAAUAGUCUCCUCAAGCUCAUCUUAUGUCUAGUCCUAAACUUAUGUUUGUCUCGAUACAGUUGGGAAAACUGCCUUCGGACUAUGAUACUUUCAUACUAGGUUCCAGAGCAAGUAUGCUCAAAGGAUCCGAAAUCAAGUGACAUUUUUAGUUCCUAAAAAGUAAUGGUUGCCCUCGGAAACACCUUGAAGCAUCAGCCAUCAGUAGACCUGGAUCUGUGGGAGUGAUAGAUAGAAUGAUUGAUAGAAUUCUGUAUGUGAUAUCUAGCAUCUUAUUUUAAUGGAUGUACUUGUAUGGGUGGGGGGGUGCUUGAAAUAUUUGAAGGUUGUUAAAAUGUUUACAUGUCCAAUUCAUGUACACCACAGUACAUGUAUCUCUGUUAAUACAAAUGAUUCAUCCAUAUCACAGAAUGGAAUGCAAUACUGUGUAGUUCUUUACUGAAAAUAAAGUUUUAUUUAUUUA
This is a messenger RNA of Sebastes umbrosus (honeycomb rockfish), 7404 nucleotides long. It is a transcript of the gene casp8ap2, whose product is annotated as caspase 8 associated protein 2. Gene Ontology annotation, molecular function: transcription corepressor activity. The record is from RefSeq and is a predicted model, not a curated record. Gene Ontology annotation, cellular component: PML body; mitochondrion. Gene Ontology annotation, biological process: extrinsic apoptotic signaling pathway via death domain receptors; Fas signaling pathway. Bases 550 to 6384 code for a protein of 1944 amino acids. NCBI's taxonomy places the organism in Eukaryota, Metazoa, Chordata, Actinopteri, Perciformes, Sebastidae. The transcript is spliced from 10 exons.